UCCGAAGUCAUAGUAGCCACACGCUCCUAUUUUUCGGGGACUGAUUGCCACGCGGUCCGGCUUGCUUUGCCGCCUGCGCACACAAUAACAUUUAAACAAUAGAACAUUAUUUUGCUUUUAAAUUUAUUUUGAAGUGUUAGGUUGAGUUCGUCAUUAUGUUGAUUGCAAAUGGGUUAAUUAGAGUGAUUUACCGGAAGUGAUGUUUGCAAACAUGAGAGCCGCGAUAAUACUUGUUUAUGUAUGUCUGGUACUACCGGGACCUUCGUACACUGCGGAUAGUUUAGGACUGCUGGCUGGUACUCUAAAGACGAUACAGCGGGCAGCAUGUUACGACGAAGAUGUGUCAUUGUCUUGUGCUAAAGGGACCUAUAUUAGUAUACAAGUUGCUCAAUAUGGGAAGGCAUCGCCAGGAGGUUAUAAUUGCAAGACUGAACCACAAAACGUAUCUGAUGUUGAGAAGUGUCUGCGGCCCACUGCUAUGCAGUACUCAAUUCUCCAAACUGUGGUGGUAGCUUGCCAGAAGAAACCAAGUUGCAAAUUCAGCACAAAACUAAAGCCAGGCACAGCAGAUCCUUGUCCACAUGCAAGAAACUUCGUGGAAGUCGCUUAUAAGUGCAGACCUCAUGAAUUCCGGAGUCGAACGGCAUGCGAGGACGAUAUAAUAAAGUUAAGUUGCAGCCGCUACUCUCGGCUGGCCAUCUACGAAGCUCACUAUGGAAGAAUGGCGAUUGAGGCUCACUCUAUGACCUGCCCACAAGCCCAGGGCGUGGAUGAUGAAAGUUGCACGGCCCCCUACGCAUUGGAGACCGUGAUGCAGAUAUGUCAUGGAAAAAGGCGAUGCCUUGUGGUGGCAAAUCGCAAAACGUUUGGGUCCCCCUGCAACCCAACUUCGAGGCCGUACCUUAAAAUUGCUUAUGCGUGUGUGCCCUUAGGUGUAUUGAUAGAAAGAUACGAGAGUCCGGCGGAAAAGGAUGAAGUCAUACACACACCGGUCAUGAAUAAAGAUGAGGGGCUAUUUGAUGAUUCAGAUACCGGUGAGCAUUGGGACGGGAAUGUUGCAACACCAAUUGCUGAUUCGGCGUUGCAACCUCCGUCGGAUGACAUUCAUCUCUUGUUAGAAAAGGAAAAGGUAUCGGAAGCCACCGCCGGUUCUGUAAAUAGAACAGGUCGUUCGAAAGCCAACGAAAACCUAUACUUCUAUGUCGGCGUAGCGAUAUCAAUUUUUCUAAUACUUACGCUGUGUCUCGUAAUCGUCCGAUUCUAUAUUAACCGUAAACGAAAACGGAAUGCAAAAAACGGUAAUAUGUUUACAACAGAGGCGCCAAACAUCUUCUGUGAUGCAACAUCUGAUAUAGAUAACGACGUGAGCCACAUUUCUGGAAACUUCUAUGACCCAGGCCAUCCCGAUAUGCUGUAUAGAGAAACUACGAGAACAUUAAGACCCAUGAAACCGCUAUCCACAGUCUAUCCAACCGCUGGAGCAAGUAUGUAUGGCGUAGAUUAUAUACCUCCCCUCGAACCGUUGAGGUUUGAAAGUGACCCAGAGGUAAUGAUGAGCCCCAAAAGUUUAAGUGGAUACACGAACACUGAGUUCCAUUAUGGCUGACGGUAUCUUGGAGGCGGCACCUCCGAGGAUUGUGGAUAAGUUUAACUGUAUAAGAUUAUGAGUUAUGACAGAUUAAUAUAUGGCAUUGGAGGUAAUGCUAGGUACAAUUGCCUUUGAGGCUUUUGGUGCAUAUUUGAGUAAGAACUGGUAUUGGUGUAAUUUUGUUGGAACAUUGAUUUUGGUUUGUGGACUCAGUUUCCGCACUUAUACUCUCAAUAGACCCGUUGUGCGUAGUGGUUUUUAUUGAAACAAUAUAUUAUCGUCUUAAAAACUAAAAAUCUAGAAAAACACUUUUUUAACGGAUUUGAAGUUAUGUCUUAUUAUAAAUUC
Molecule: messenger RNA, 1936 nt
Organism: Pieris napi
Lineage: Eukaryota; Metazoa; Arthropoda; Insecta; Lepidoptera; Pieridae
Product: protein eva-1-like
Exons: 8
Coding region: 200-1606 (468 amino acids)
Molecular function (GO): carbohydrate binding
Source: RefSeq, a predicted model, not a curated record